AUGGCAGGGCCGGGGGGCGACGGGGACCUGCGGCGCCUGCUCAAGCUGCACCGCACCGAGAUUGCCAUGGCCGUGGACGACGUGUUCCCGCUGCUGCACGGCCUGGCUGACCACGACGUGGUCCCCGAGCAUAUCUUCAAGGAGACGCUGAGCCGGGCGGAGCGGGAGGGCUCCCAGCGCGCUUUCCAUGCACUGCUCACCUGGCUGCUGGGCCGCGACGCCGCCGCCCUGCACGACUUCUGGGCCGUGCUCUUCAAGGACUACAACCUGGAGCGCUACGCCCGGCUCCGGCCCGUCCGCGGCGCCUUCCCCAGAGAGGCGGAGCUGGGUCGGCAGCGCCGUGGCAGGCGUCUGUCCCCCAGCCCCACGGCACCGGCCCCACACAGACCCCAAGGCAAGAGGAAAGCCCCUGAGGAGCGGGACAAGGCCCGGGCAGCACAGCCCUCCCCACGGCACACCACCAGUCCUGGGCCCCUGGCAAAGGCAAAGACUGUGAAGAAGCCGGAGGGCGCAGAUACCCCCCGCACCCCUCGUGCCGGCGCCCUCCAGGCAGUGGCUGCCUCAGUGCAGAGAGCAGUGGCUGUGGCAGGUGGUGAGGUGCCCAUCAGCCGUGGGGCCAUCGAGGGCAUCCUCAUCAAACACGUGCUGGAGCCAGGCAGCAGAGCUGGGAAUGAGCCAUACACCCAGGCUGCCCGCGACGAGCCGGGGGCCAGGAGCAGAAGCCACAGCCUGAAGCCCCCUGCCCAGCCCAAAGCAUCCCAAAGUAACAGGGAACCCCAGCUGCACCCCCAGGGCCAGCUGCCAGUGCCCACCAUGUACAGCCAGCAGCCUGUGCCCCUCCAGGAGAAUGAGGACGAGUGCGCAGCCUGCGGUGACGGCGGUGAGCUGAUCUGCUGUGAUGGCUGCCCCAGGGCCUUCCACCUCACCUGCCUGGUGCCCCCGCUGCCCCGCGUCCCCAGUGGGACAUGGCGAUGUGGCUCCUGUGUGACGAGUGUGGCUGAGCCGGGGCAGCUGCUGGAGGCAGAUGUGGCUGUGCAGCGACCCCCCGAGAUCGCCGGGGAGGAGGGAUGUGAUACCCGGCUGGGUGGAGCUGAUGGGAGUGUCUGUAGCCGCUGCUUCACCCGGAUCCCCACCCCCCAACACUGUGAGGGACUGAACCUGGUUACUAACCCUGACCAAAAGGAGUGUGAGCUGAGGGCAGGCAGGGGCAGGACAUCUCUCCUCCCACAGGCAGAGGAAGGAGCCCUCAGCAGUGACCCUGUGCUGAGCCGGGAUGAGCUCGAUGCGCUUCUGGGUGAGGGCACGUGGGAUGGGAUCUUGCAGUGGGCAUUCCAGAGCAUGGCACGGCCCCUGGCAGACACACACGGGCUCCUCGCCUAGUGCACACUAUCCCAAUGGCACGACCGACAUCACAGGAGUGCAGAAGCAGCCCCUGGGGCAGCUGUGCCACAGGAGGUACACAGGC
Molecule: messenger RNA, 1465 nt
Organism: Lepidothrix coronata (blue-crowned manakin)
Lineage: Eukaryota; Metazoa; Chordata; Aves; Passeriformes; Pipridae
Gene: AIRE
Product: autoimmune regulator
Exons: 11
Coding region: 1-1380 (459 amino acids)
Biological process (GO): humoral immune response; regulation of transcription by RNA polymerase II
Cellular component (GO): cytoplasm; nucleus
Molecular function (GO): DNA binding; translation regulator activity; DNA-binding transcription factor activity, RNA polymerase II-specific
Source: RefSeq, a predicted model, not a curated record